Molecule: messenger RNA, 1641 nt
Organism: Brettanomyces nanus
Lineage: Eukaryota; Fungi; Ascomycota; Pichiomycetes; Pichiales; Pichiaceae
Exons: 1
Coding region: 1-1641 (546 amino acids)
Biological process (GO): transmembrane transport
Molecular function (GO): calcium ion binding; ATP transmembrane transporter activity
Source: RefSeq, a predicted model, not a curated record
AUGUCACCUUCAGCAUCGGUUCCAUCGGUUCCAUCGGUUCCAUCAUCUUCGUCAUCUCCUAAGAGUUCACCAGAAUCCAAGAUCCAACAGAAAUUCCGAAGGCAUAAAGAACUAUUUAACGAUAUCGACACUGCACAUAGAGGUAAAAUUACCUUGGAAGAUUUUGAAAGAGCGUUGGUUAGGACCGAUCAUCCUUUGAAGGAGUCUACACAUGCUAUGUCGCAAAUUUAUAAGGCAUUUUUGAAUACACCACAACCAGGGAUUAGCAGUGACCCCAACACCAAAAGGAUUCCCGAAGGUACCAGUGAGGUCGAUUGCAUUAAUUUCGGACAGUUCAAUAAUUAUUUAAUGACAGCGGAAGAACAGAUUGAACUAGGCUUUCGAGAGGUGGAUAGGGAUCAUGACGGCCGGAUAACUAAGAAAGAUGUGGAGUCUUAUUUGAGGCAGAUGGGAAUUAGACCCACAUCUUUAGAACUCAACAUAUUCUUUAACAGUCUGGACACGAGAAACCAGGGUUACGUUGCAUUGGAUACUUUCAGGGACGGGCUUCUGUUUAUGCCUCGAAUUAACGGUUCCAGAAUUACAACAGCGUUUCGAUUCUUCAACGAUGACUUUGAAAAUAUCUCUUCGGAUGGUGAUGUUACCGUAGGAAGUGACAUUCAGAAGAAUGUGGGCUAUUUCUUAGCUGGAGGUAUAUCAGGGGUUGUUUCCAGAACUACUACUGCACCUUUGGAUCGUAUCAAGGUAUUCUUGAUUGCUCGAACUGAUCUCAAUUCUACUCUUCUUACGAAAAAAACUGCCAUACAAAGAAUGGCUGAGGAGAAGGAGCAUCGCAAAGUGUCUGCUCGGAAGAUUCAGUCGCCGUUGGUUCGUGCAGCAAGAACUAUUUAUAAACAGGGAGGAUUGAAGGCAUUUUAUACGGGAAAUGGUCUCAAUGCUUUCAAAGUGUUUCCGGAGAGUGCGAUGAAGUUUGGAUCGUUUGAGGCUGCUAAACGAUUUAUGUGUCGUGUUGAGGGAGUAGAGGACGAAUCACAGCUUUCUAGGGCUGCUACGUACAUUAGUGGAGGCAUUGGAGGAGUGUGUGCUCAGAUAACUGUCUACCCUAUUGAUACAUUGAAAUACCGGAUCCAGUGCGCAUCUUUGGACUCGGAUUUCUCAGGUACUGCACUUCUGGUUCAUACUGCCAAAGAUAUGUUCAAUGAAGGGGAGCUUCGGAUUUUUUAUAGAGGUUUGCUUGUGGGAUUAGGUGGUAUGUUCCCCUAUGCGGCCUUGGAUUUGGGCACUUUCACUACCCUGAAAAGGUGGUAUAUGCGGAGACAGGCGGAAGCAGAGGGUACAUCAAUUGAUGAGGUUACACUUCCAAACUUCCUUGUACUUACUAUGGGUGCUACCAGUGGAACAUUCGGUGCAAGCAUGGUUUAUCCUGUCAACUUACUUAGAACAAGAUUACAGGCACAAGGAACUUUUGCUCACCCUUAUAGAUACACCGGUUUCUUUGACGUGGCUCGACAGACUGUUGCUAGGGAGGGAUUACAGGGCUUGUACAAAGGAUUAGUUCCAAACUUGGCCAAAGUGGCUCCUGCAGUUUCUAUCAGUUAUUUAAUCUACGAGAAUCUUAAGAAGUGUUUUGAAUUGAACUGA